This is a messenger RNA of Linum trigynum, 1086 nucleotides long. NCBI's taxonomy places the organism in Eukaryota, Viridiplantae, Streptophyta, Magnoliopsida, Malpighiales, Linaceae. The record is from the annotation of a GenBank genome assembly.
AUGAGGUUGGCACUUAUGGCGCUAUCUCCUCCUUCUUCUUCGAUUAGUUUUCUCCAAUUUCCUUGUUCCUCCUCCUCUCCUCUUCCGCUACUACCACUCCCACCUUCCUCCUCUCCCCACUACCGCCGUCGCGCUUUCUCCACUCUUCAGUUCUGCUGCCGAACGCCCAUCAACCACACACGACGCCGCACACAGCACAGGCUUGCCGUUCUGGCGUCUCCAGUAGUCAAGCCCCAAGCUUCUUCCGUGACUAGAGAGCCCAUGCUUCCUCCUUACAAUGUGGUUAUUACCGGUUCCUCCAAAGGUAUUGGGUAUGCACUAGCUAAAGGUUUUCUAGCAGCAGGUGACAAUGUCAUCAUAUGCUCAAGAUCAGCUGAAAGGGUAGAAUCGGCAGUCGAGAGCCUCAGAAAAGAAUUUGGAGAGCAGCAUGUGUGGGGUACAACAUGCGAUGUUAGGCAAGGACAAGAUGUCAAGAAUCUAGUCGCAUUUGCAAAGGAAAACCUCAAAUAUGUUGACAUAUGGAUCAAUAAUGCAGGAUCAAAUGCGUAUAGCUACAAGCCCUUAUCAGAAUCCUCAGAUGAAGACCUUAUAGAAGUUGUCACCACAAACACCCUUGGACUGAUGAUAUGUUGUCGAGAGGCAAUUAAAAUGAUGCUGAACCAACCACGAGGGGGUCAUAUAUUCAAUAUUGAUGGAGCCGGUUCAGAUGGAAGACCUACCCCUAGAUUUGCAGCUUAUGGGGCAACAAAGCGCAGUGUGGUGCAUCUAACAAAAUCAUUGCAGGCAGAGCUGCAGAUGCAAGAUGUUCGGAAUGUUGUUGUACAUAAUCUUUCGCCUGGAAUGGUUACAACAGACCUCCUAAUGUCUGGGGCCACAACAAAGCAGGCAAAGUUCUUCAUUAAUGUUCUUGCAGAGCCACCAGAAGUGGUUGCAGAGUAUCUAGUUCCAAAUAUCAGAUCAAUCCCAACCAAUGGAUCCACGAGACCCACGUAUAUACGAUUUCUUACGGGCAUAAAAGCAUAUUCGCAGAUUUUCUCAAGAUUUGCAUUUGGUGCAAGAAGGAACAGACAUGUGCUCGAAGAUUGA